AUGGACCUGGAUGUUUCGAUCCUGUCGUUCGUGGUGGCGCUGCCUGGAGUCGCGGUGUGUAUGCUGAACAUGUACCUCAGGGACAACAACACCAGCACGAGCAGCCGGGAGUUGCGUCCCCCUGCCCUUUACAUCCGCAGCAAGCGCUUCCCAUGGGGUGACGGCACCAAGACUCUCUUCCACAACCCCCACGUCAACGCCCUCCCUGACGGCUACGAGCAUCAUGAGUGAAAGCUGUAAGGAGCUCUACCAGAACUCCCCUACAGGGACCAGAGGGCCCUCUGUCUUCCCUCUCAUUUCCCUGGACAUCUGUCCAGGCUUGGACCACUCCUCUGUUUCUUUCAGUUUACAUGACCUCUGUCCAGUAUGUUGAUCUUACCUCUGUGCUUUCCACACCUAGUGGAAAUACCUUAUGGAAACAGUUACAUCUGCUGAAGGACCAUCGUAUCACAUUAUCUGCAUAAACUGAAAUUAAAAUCCAUUAAAUUAUAAA
This is a messenger RNA of Cyprinus carpio (common carp), 493 nucleotides long. RefSeq names its product cytochrome c oxidase subunit 6A1, mitochondrial-like. Bases 1 to 231 code for a protein of 76 amino acids. The transcript is spliced from 3 exons. Gene Ontology annotation, molecular function: enzyme regulator activity. The record is from RefSeq and is a predicted model, not a curated record. Lineage: Eukaryota; Metazoa; Chordata; Actinopteri; Cypriniformes; Cyprinidae. Gene Ontology annotation, cellular component: mitochondrial inner membrane. Gene Ontology annotation, biological process: mitochondrial electron transport, cytochrome c to oxygen.